Messenger RNA from Phaeoacremonium minimum UCRPA7, 1284 nucleotides. Its product is annotated as putative glutaryl- dehydrogenase protein. Bases 1 to 1284 code for a protein of 427 amino acids. Gene Ontology annotation, biological process: fatty acid beta-oxidation using acyl-CoA dehydrogenase; fatty-acyl-CoA biosynthetic process. The record is from RefSeq and is a predicted model, not a curated record. Gene Ontology annotation, molecular function: flavin adenine dinucleotide binding; glutaryl-CoA dehydrogenase activity; fatty-acyl-CoA binding. Lineage: Eukaryota; Fungi; Ascomycota; Sordariomycetes; Togniniales; Togniniaceae. The transcript is spliced from 3 exons. Gene Ontology annotation, cellular component: mitochondrial inner membrane.
AUGUAUAGGCCUCUCUACAGACGAUGUGCACGCCAAUUCCUGCGGCCAGUGCAGGCUAGCAGCACUCGGAGCUAUGCGGCUGCUUCUGCAACGCCGCCGUUCGACUGGCAGGACCCGUUGAAUGCAAAGGCGCUGCUCACCGAGGAGGAGCUUGCCAUUGCGGACACCGCGGAGAAGUACUGCCAGGAGCAACUACUUCCCAGAGUCCUCCAAGCAUACCGCGAUGAGAACUACGACCGCAAUAUCCUCUCCGAGAUGGGCGAGCUGGGCCUGCUUGGCGCGACGAUCGAUGGAUACGGAUGUGCUGGUGUGUCUACGGUUGCAGGUGGCUUGAUUACGAGGGCGGUCGAGCGUGUGGACAGUGGCUACAGGUCAGGCAUGUCGGUACAGUCCUCGCUGGUGAUGGGCGGCAUCCACGAGUUUGGGUCCGAGGAGCAAAAGGAGAAAUACCUACCAGACAUGGCCAAGGGCAAGCUGCUGGGUGCGUUUGGUCUGACCGAGCCCAACCACGGCAGCGAUCCCGGCUCGAUGGAGACAACGGCUCGGCCACAUCCCAGCAAGAGCGGCUACUACCUGCUGUCUGGCGCAAAGACGUGGAUCACCAACUCGCCCAUCGCCGACGUCUUGCUCGUGUGGGCCAAGCUCUCAGAGACGGGCAAGAUCCGCGGCUUCCUCGUCGACCGCCGCGACAGCCCCGAAGGCACGCUGUCCACGCCGCCCAUCAAGAACAAGAACGGCCUGCGCGCCUCCAUCACCGGCAUGAUCCAGCUGGGCGACUGCCCCGUGCCGGCGGCCAACAUGUUCCCCACGGUCGAGGGCCUGCGCGGGCCCUUCGCGUGCCUCAACAGCGCGCGGUACGGCAUCGCCAUGGGCACGAUGGGCGCGCUGGAGGACUGCAUCGCGCGGGCGCGGACGUACGCGCUGGAGCGGCGGCAGUUCAAGGGCAACCCGCUGGCGCGGUACCAGCUGGUGCAGAAGAAGCUGGCGGACGCGGCGACGGACGCGGCGUACGGGAUGCUGGCGGCGGUGCAGGUGGGGCGGCUGAAGGACGAGGGCAAGGCCACGCCCGAGAUGAUCAGCCUGGUCAAGAGGCAGAACUGCGACCGGGCGCUGGUGAAUGCGCGGACGCUGCAGGAGGUGUUUGGCGGCAAUGCGGUCAGCGAUGAGUAUGGCAUCGGGCGGCACGUGGCGAAUCUGUUCGUCACGCAGACGUAUGAGGGCCAGAGCGACAUUCAUAGCUUGAUUCUGGGAAGGGCCAUCACUGGCAUCCAGGCAUUUGUAUGA